AUGGGUCGCAAGAGGACUGCUUGUACUGCUUGUGCUGCGAUUAAAGCUGCAUGCAACAAGGGCCGCCCGUGUUCGCGCUGUGGAAGGCUAUCGCUAUCUUGCCAGUACGUGCAGGGUGACACAAUUGUCUAUACAGGCCCCGAGGCCGGACCGCAGGGCGCAGAGGCGAUCCUGCGACGGUCCAAGGCAGCUUGUUUGAAUUGCCGUCGACAACGGAAAAAGUGCGACGAGCAGAGGCCCAAGUGCGGCAACUGUAGUCGACUUCAGCUACGGUGCGUCCUCCCGCCCCAACAGCAGCGGCCCUCUCCCAGCUCGGAGUUGGCCGUUUCUGCACCGGCCGAGGACGGACACAAGCGACGACUGCAUUUUGCGUUGUUCGCAGAUUGGAUCGGCCUUGUGGAAUACGAGGCCGAGCCUGCGCCGUUGACGUCGUCGACAUCUGUUGCAUCCGUCAGCCCCGCCCUCGUCGACUUGCCUAUACCAUCCCGCGCAGAACAUGCAGCUUAUGCCACUUUCCUGCCCUCAACGGCAUUGAAUAAUUUGACAGGCGUCAAGCCAGGCUCACUUGUAUCGUGUGAUAUUGGCGAACGACACCUGUGGAAUCACUUUAUCCUGUCGGUGGCGCGUGUUCUUGUCAACAGUCGCGACGACGCCCGCAAUCCAUUCCUAGCUGUCGCAGUCCCCAUGGCUUUGGACAGCUUCUUGGUGCGGCACGCACUGCUAGCACUCUCAGCUUGCCACCUAGGUCGCGUAUAUUCCAGUUUCCGUCACGACCUGCAAAAGCACCGGCGUACUGCCCUUGCAGUGCUGAAAGAAGAGAUGAUGGCGCUGUCGCAAGACUGUGACCUCGAAGAGAUACUCAUGGGAACGAUGCUCUUACUCCUUACCGAGAUCUGUGAUAGCACAUCCAAGAAGUGGUUGCUCUACCUGCGAGGCGCGCACACGCUGUUGGCAAUGCUACCUACUACUGUUCAUGAGUCACGAGGCUCGCAUAUGCUAUUGACUAAACUCUAUAACCAUGUGUGUUGUAUCGCAACUAUCACCUCCAAUAAUGUACCCGAUGCCAUUGAGUUUCAAUCGGAUCUACUCCGGUCAGAACUGGAUGGGCAAGACUGUAUAUUUGGAGUACACGGUCUCCAUCGCCUCUUACCAUGUAUUCGAAAGAUGAAGUUCGACUUGGACCAUGAGCCGUCAUUAGCAACAGACGGUGUAUUCCAAGCACAUAUUUGCAAGAUCGAGCUUGAAAUACAGAGUUGGGCACCCCACGAUGCCGUAAAUGAUGGAUUGCGGUCCCAAGACAUUAGAGCUGCUGCCUUUUGUACCCAAUGGGCCUUGAUCCUUUAUCUCAACCAGACACUUCGGCGCCUGAAAAGCAACGAUGUCCAAAUCUCAAAAGCAGCGGAUACAAUCAUUUCGGCACUCUCCCUGAUACGUCUAAGCUCGGAAGUAGAAGCACAUUUGUUGUUUCCGGUGUUCAUGGCCGGAGUGGGUAGCGUCACCAAAGCAAACCGUCUUACAGUGGACUAUAGGCUGCGGGGGAUGGCAAAGACUGUGGGGUUUGGUAACAUCAAUGUGGCUCAUGGACUGCUGGAAAGCAUAUGGCAGCUUGCCAACCAGGGUGAAUGGACAGACUGGGAUGAGCUGAUGCAGGCUGAGUGUCCAAUCUUGGUAUUAUUUUGA
Messenger RNA from Pestalotiopsis fici W106-1, 1680 nucleotides. RefSeq lists its product as uncharacterized. The record is from RefSeq and is a predicted model, not a curated record. The coding region runs from base 1 to 1680 and encodes 559 amino acids. Gene Ontology annotation, biological process: positive regulation of transcription by RNA polymerase II. Gene Ontology annotation, molecular function: transcription cis-regulatory region binding; DNA-binding transcription factor activity, RNA polymerase II-specific; zinc ion binding. NCBI's taxonomy places the organism in Eukaryota, Fungi, Ascomycota, Sordariomycetes, Amphisphaeriales, Sporocadaceae. The transcript has 2 exons. Gene Ontology annotation, cellular component: nucleus.